Molecule: messenger RNA, 462 nt
Organism: Macrosiphum euphorbiae (potato aphid)
Lineage: Eukaryota; Metazoa; Arthropoda; Insecta; Hemiptera; Aphididae
Source: the annotation of a GenBank genome assembly
AUGGUUUUAAACAAUGUCAUUGCUCCCAAAUUUGGCCAACGUGCAGCAAAAAAUUAUACAUGCAAAAAGCAUCCAAAGGUACUGAUGAUGAGCCGUUUUCAUGGGAAGCUCGUAAGUUUUUUCGUAAAAAGCUUAUUGGAAAAAAGGUAUUUUUUGAAACUUGCUGGUCAAGUAUGUGGUGUUGGAAAGAUAACUCGAGACUAUGGUGACAUCUUUUACCCAACAUUGGACAACAAUAUUGUAAACGAGCUUGUUGAAAAUGGUCUAGUAACUGUAAAAACUGUGAUGUCAAAUAACCGAACUACUUAUAUUCAAAACCUAGUUGUCCUUCAGAACAAGGCUAAACCUGCUACGGUAGGAAGAUGGGAUCCCAAUGCUAAGAACACUGCAAAGAAAAAUAAUUUCAUUGAUGAACCAUUUUUUAAGAAAAAUUCUAAAACACGUAUUAAGGCUGUUGUUUAA